UUAAACCCUAAUUUAUACGUCUCUGUUCACACACCUUUCCUCUUUCCUCAAGCCUCCAUUCACCUCUCUCAAAGGCUCAGCUGGCUUGUAACAAUGGCAAAACACUACAGGCCUCCCGGAAAGAAAAAGGAAGGAAACGCUGCUAGGUACAUCACUAGGUCGCAGGCAGUCAAACAUCUUCAAGUCACUCUUCCCCUUUUCAGGAGACUAUGCAUUCUCAAGGGUGUAUUCCCUCGGGAGCCAAAGAAGAAGGUGAAAGGAAAUCAUCACACUUAUUAUCAUGUGAAGGAUGUUGCAUUCCUGCAGCAUGAACCUUUACUCGAGAUAUUUAGAGAUAAGAGGGCUUAUGAGAAGAAGAUCAAGAAAGCUGAGUCAAAGAAGAACCCAGAUCUUGCCAACCGUUUGCGAACCCGCAUACCUACUUAUACCCUAGAUAGAAUUAUUCGGGAGAGGUACCCAAAGUUCGUUGACGCACUGAGAGAUUUGGAUGACUGUCUCACGAUGGUGCAUCUUUUUGCAGCAUUACCUGCAUUGGAGAGGGAGAAACUGGAAGUGGACCGUAUUCAUAAUUGUCGAAGAUUGAGUCAUGAAUGGCAAGCAUACAUCUCUCGUGUUCAAAAAUUACGAAAAGUAUUCAUAUCUGUGAAAGGCAUAUACUAUCAGGCCGAGGUUGAAGGUCAAAAGGUCACAUGGUUGACCCCUCAUGCGUUGCAGCAAGUUUUGCCCGAGGAUGAUGUUGACUUCAAUGUCAUGCUAACUUUUCUGGAAGUUUAUGAGACUCUUCUCACCUUUGCUAAUUAUCACCUUUAUCAUUCAAUAAAUGUGAAGUAUCCACCCAUUCUUGAUCCUCGACUGGAAGCCUUAGCAUCAGAUCUCUAUGCGUUGUCAAGAUACAUUGAUGCGAACUCUAGGACUUCUGUGGUGGAUCCUCAAGCUACUACCAUGUCAGGAUCUGAGCAAGUUGAGACCCAACAGAAGGGGACACAACCUGAUGAGUCUGAUCUAAGACUAGCUCAACUUCAAUACCAACUUCCUUUUAAUGAACCUGGUGCGCUGAUGCGCCUUGCUGAAGAUGUUGCUGGUGAGGAUGAAGAAGAUGAAGACACAAGGGAGUGUAAAAAACUCUUCAAGAGUCUGAAAUUCUUCUUGAGUCGUGAGGUUCCCAGAGAGUCAUUGCUUUUUGUCAUUCCUGCUUUUGGUGGUGUCAUUUCCUGGGAGGGAGAGGGGGCUCCAUUUAAGGAAGCUGAUCAGAGCAUUACUCAUCAGAUUGUUGACCGACCAAUUCAAGGUCAUAAAUUCCUCUCCAGAGAAUAUGUGCAGCCACAAUGGGUGUAUGAUUGUGUAAAUGCUCGCAUAAUUUUGCCAACCGAGAAUUAUUUGGUGGGAAGGGUUCCUCCACCGCACUUAUCACCUUUUGUUGACAAUGAGGCGGAAGGUUAUGUUCCUGAGUAUGCGGAGACCAUAAAACGAUUGCAGGCUGCUGCUAGAAACGAAGUCCUUCCAUUACCGGGUGUGGGAAAAGAAGAUUUGGAAGAUCCUCAGAAGUUAUUGGUUGAAGGUGUAAUUGAUCGGGCAGCAGCCAAUAAAGCUGCUGAGAGAAAGCGCAAGAUGACUCUUGAGCAGAAUCGUUAUCUUGAUGAAUUGAAAGUGGAAGUUGAUGGUCUCCAGUCUUCUUCAACUGGUCAGGACAAUAAGCAGACUUCUAAAGAGAUGGAGGCUAGGGAAGAAUCCGAGCCUGAUAUACAUAGGAUUGUCCAGGAUCACUCAAACAUGUCAAAGGUUGUGAUGUCACGUAAUAAGAGGAAGCUUUAUGAAGCCAUGGAGAUUGGCAAAAAACGAAAGCAGGCUCAUGUUAAUCUUCUCAAGGAACGGAAGAAAAAAAUUGAAACCGGUCAGAAAUUUGAGAGUUGAAGUGCUGCUGAGAUUUGUACGGCUCUAAAUUUAUUGCUGAUUUGUUUUCUGUCAUAACUGUAGAGGACAAAAGAAUUUUUUAUUCGUUUCAAAGUGAAAAUGAAAAUAUUUAUCUACCAUAAAAUAUAGGAAACCUGGUUAGGCUUGAGCUUCAUGACGACGUGUAUUUACUAUUUAGUUCAACAUUGCCAAUCGAGGUUAUGAUUGGCGAAAAUUUUGGUAAAUAUGUAAGAAUAUAUAUAUAUAUAUAUAUAUAUUUGUUGUUGGAUGUUUAA
This is a messenger RNA of Juglans microcarpa x Juglans regia, 2186 nucleotides long. RefSeq names its product pescadillo homolog. Gene Ontology annotation, molecular function: RNA binding. The coding region runs from base 94 to 1911 and encodes 605 amino acids. NCBI's taxonomy places the organism in Eukaryota, Viridiplantae, Streptophyta, Magnoliopsida, Fagales, Juglandaceae. Gene Ontology annotation, cellular component: nucleolus; PeBoW complex. Gene Ontology annotation, biological process: maturation of LSU-rRNA from tricistronic rRNA transcript (SSU-rRNA, 5.8S rRNA, LSU-rRNA); ribosome biogenesis. The transcript is spliced from 13 exons. The record is from RefSeq and is a predicted model, not a curated record.